AUGAGUAAAAUAAAAUUGAAAGCUUUGUUGAUUCCUAAGGAAUUUGAACAGAUUGAUGCAUCCAACAUUGAUCCCAGAAAAUAUGUCAAGUUCUUGUAUCUUGUGGACCGUACAGCGAACAUUGAGAGUUUAGAAGAAGGUUUAAUAACACGAUUUUCUAAAAGAUAUCCAAGAGAGCGGAAACUACGGGUUUUGGCUUUUCAGAAUAAAGAUUUAUGUGAUUUGGAUCCUGAAUUUGCUGUGGAAGAUGUGUUUAAUGAGAGCAAUGAUGAACUUCGAGUUUUGGUGGAUAAUAAAUUCAAAUCAAUUACUUAUACACCCGAACCUGCAAUUUCCACUCCAAUUAACUUUAGUCAAGCUGAAACGAUCCGAGGAGGGGUUUAUAGUACCGUUGACAUAACUGAUGACAAAACCACUCCGAAAAAAUCCAAACAAUCGCCUUUAUCAUCGCCAGUAUCUUUGGCGCCACCACCUGAAUCCAGAUCUAAUCGUAAAAUACCCCAAAAGAAAAAAUCAGUAUCUUCCCUAAAACAAAGGAUCACCAGUGGUAUGCUUGAAGCACCUCCUGCUACGCCAAUGAAUAAUCCGGACAAGGUAUAUUUCGAUGAGCGUAGUUUUACAAGUCCGAAAAAGAAACAACAAAAGGCUAAAAAAAAUGACUCAUUUGUUGCUUCGAGCUCUCUAGAUGAAGUUUCAAGUGGCGAUGAGUAUAAAGAAAGUGAGGAACUGGCUGCAGAAACUGCCGAUUACGAACCUGAAGAAGAAGAGAAAAUACAACCUGAAGAGUUGCUCUCUAUGUAUGAAGAGUUAGAUUUCCAUGAGAAUGAUGAUUUACCAUUGUCACAGACUCUGAAUCCUAAACACUCGACCAUCAAUAAGGCACUACAGAUUGAUAUGGUUGAAGGAAAUCCUGCCAUGUAUUUGUCAAGAACUAAAAGAAGAGCAGCAAGAGAAGCGAACCUUGUUUUUACAUCUUCCAAGAAGGCCGCAAAAACCCCUUCCUCAACCCCUAAACCAGCAUCAACGAUCAAGACAACUCCUAAACCUGGGAAAGUUCAAAAGUCAACCCCAACCACCAAGCAAAAGCAUACAUCUCCAGUGGUGGGUGUUAAUGGUCAAAGUAAAUCCCUUCCUAAACCAACCCAAACUGCUGGUACCGAAAAAAAAAGUCUGAUAUCAACUUCGUCUAAGCAAGCAAAGACCACUGUUGGUAAAGCUCAAACGAAGGCUACACCAGUAACCCACACAAAGACAGCAUUAACAACAACAUCGCAAUCAUCCAAUAAAGCACUUCCAAAACUGACAAAUAAACCAUCAGUUUCUAAAUCAACAUUAGAGGACCUUUAUGAUCGAAUGAAAGUAUUUGGACAAAAAGUGAAAACAUUGAUGGUUCAUGGUGAAGAUGGGAACAUCAUUGGAUACGAAAAGAUACCCAAUGAUUUUGGAGAUGGCAUUCAAUUAGCCCAUGAUAUUUCUAGUGAAGCAAUUGACACGGCUUUACGAUUAACGGUGCAAAAAGAUAGUCAGGACUCAGAUAUUGUCAAAACUGAGGAGAAAGUUUCAAAUCCUGAACCUAUACUGUCAAAUCCAGAGCCUUCUUUGCAACCUGUUGAAAAGAUUGUUUCUAUUUCUAGUGAUACAGAAGUUAAGUCCAAAACAAGUGCUAACAAUUUGGACAGUGAAGAUACUGAUGACAUUGUAAUUAAACCUCCAGUGAAAAACCGGAAAACGGGUUCAACUAAAGCUGCAUCUAAGGAUUUAGAUAGUGAUGAUGAUUUAAAAGAAAUUGCUUCUGCUACAGCACCACCCAAUGUAACUAGCACCAAACCUAUAUCUAAGGAACUGGAUAGUCAUGUUGCUAAUGAUAAUGGUAGUGAUAGCGAUGAUAUUGAUAUCAAAGCUGCUGAUGCUGCAUUUGUGCCGGCUAAAAUAAGUACUGCAACUUCAGCACCAAUUUCAACAAAUGUUAACAGUAAUGUCGCUAAUGAUAAUGGUAGUGAUGGUAUUGAUAUUGAUAUCAAAGCUGCUGAUGCUGCAUUUGUGCCGGCUAAAAUAAGUACUGCAGCUUCAGCGUCAAUUGUUAAUAAUAAUGCCGCUAAUGAAAGCGAUAGUGACGAUAUUGAUAUUGACAUCAAAACUGCUAGUGCUGCUUUUGUCCCAGUUAAAACUGGCACUGCAUCUUCAGCGUCAAUUGUUAACAGUAACGUUGCUAAUGAAAGUGAUAGUGAUGGUGUUGAUAUUGAUAUUGAUAUCAAAGCUGCUGGUCAAGCAUUUGUCCCGGUUAAAACUGGCACUACUGAAGCUUUAGCACCAAUUGUUAAUAGGAAAGUUACUAAUGAUAGCGACAGUGAUGACAUGGAUAUUGAUAUCAAAACUGCUGGCGCUGCAUUUGUUCCUACCAGAAGCGGUACUACUGAAACUUCAGCGCCAAUUGCAAUAAUCGUCGAUAGUAGUGAAGAGGAAACUGGAAACAAUAAAACUGGUAAUAAUACUAUAAGUAUUAGUCGCGAGCAGUUGAAAACGUUUGCCAAAAUUAUCAAUAAAUCCAAAAUGGGAAGUGGGUCCUUUUCAAAUAAUUCAUCUAAUGGACAAGAUGUUGUUGAUAACAAAAUUUUACCUGAUACUGCCCCAUCGGCUUUUGCUGGUAUGGUUGAAAUCAGUGAUGAUGGCAACGGAAUAUCUGGGAAUAAUACGCCUAACAGGUUGAAUUAUGAUGACAAUGAAAGUUAUAUUCCAAAAUCAUUUGCAUCGAACUUCAGAGCACAUGAACGGAAAACACAGGCACUAGGGUCUUUGCAAAUUGUACAUCAAGAUCCAGUAGUAGAUAAAACACCAACUAAAAAUUAUGAGCUUGCUAGUGAUAAUAUGCUACUGUAUAUUUAUGUUGGUGAUUCAGGUGGUGAGGACAUCAAUGCAGUAGGUAGGGGAAUUGAUGAUAGAUCAAGGGGUUAUAAUAAAUCGAGUGACCCACUGUCACCUUUUGGUAAAACUGAUACUUCAUCUAGUUUUCUUUUCGGUGGUGGUGGUUCAAGCACUAAUGCCAAUACUAGUAUACCUAAGCCAGCAUUUGGAGCAGGUGAUUUAUUUGCUACAAAACCUAAUAAUGGAAACGGUACUAAUAAUAGGAAUGACUACAGUAUGGGAAAUAAUAAUGGUAAUAGUUCGAUUUCAGUCGGUGGUAUAAAUGCAAAUAAUACUACUGGCUCGGAAUGGAACAAUAAUAAUACUCAUAGGAACGGCACUGGUGCCACAAGUGGGUCGGUGCUAUCAAACAAAACCCUGAAUUCAAAUGACCAAAAUUCUUCAAUUCCUUCAGCCCAACAACAAGCUAACAAUAAUAUAAAUCUGGCAACACGUGCAGCACUACUGAGACUAUCACUGUUGCAGAAUUUAGUUAAUCUGAAUAAAAGAAGCCGACCAGACUCAGAAUCUGAAGAAUCUGAUGAUGGAGAAGAUGAGGAAGACGAAGACCACGAUGAACCAGAACGUGUACGGAAAAAAUCCAAAUUAAUAGCAUCCACACCAAUUCCUAAACCAAUAAUGACUCCAUUGAGUGGGAAUGGUAAUAAACUUAGAUCAAAUUUGAUACCAUGGUCAUCUAAAGCAAAACCCAUAAUUCCUAAAMCCAAUACCAGCACCUGA
Candida albicans SC5314 is the source of this 3642-nucleotide messenger RNA. RefSeq lists its product as uncharacterized. Gene Ontology annotation, molecular function: rDNA binding; phosphatase activator activity. The record is from RefSeq and is a predicted model, not a curated record. The transcript has a single exon. Gene Ontology annotation, biological process: rDNA heterochromatin formation; negative regulation of septation initiation signaling. Gene Ontology annotation, cellular component: nucleolus. The coding region runs from base 1 to 3642 and encodes 1213 amino acids. NCBI's taxonomy places the organism in Eukaryota, Fungi, Ascomycota, Pichiomycetes, Serinales, Debaryomycetaceae.